Messenger RNA from Meloidogyne enterolobii, 1065 nucleotides. The record is from the annotation of a GenBank genome assembly. Lineage: Eukaryota; Metazoa; Nematoda; Chromadorea; Rhabditida; Meloidogynidae.
AUGGAUAUUUUAAUUAAAAUAUAUAUUUUUAAAAAAAAUUUACAUUUUCAGAUAAUUACUGUAACUCCAAUCCCUUCUCCUUUUUAUUCAGAAUUAUUACUAUCCCCUUCUCGUUUAACUUCUUGGUAUUAUAAACAUCACAAAAUCCAGCAUUUUCAACUUAUUCGGAGAGAAUUUAAAACAAACACAAAAUGGACAGAUUUGGAAGAUAAUGAGACCAUGAGGUUAUGGUUACACAAGAAAAUAUUUACAACACAACGACCAUUACCGAAUUUACUAAAUUUUGCCCAAAUAAUUAAUGAACAAGAAUUAUUACCUUCACAUCCAGUAGAAGUGGCAAUUGAAAGAGUUAAAGAAGCAAAUGAUAAACUUGCUGAUUUAUCUAGUAGGGUUGCUGAAGGUUUUGUUUCUGAAUUUCAUAUGAAUUUGGGAGGGAUGAUUCGUGGAAUUGUACAGGCAGAUCCUUUUUUCACCGCUCAAUGCCGUAUUAAUUGUAGUGAAGAAGAGAAUCGUUGUAUAGAAAAUUUAAUUUCGCUUAUAUUUGAACAAAUAACUUUAUUAGAAUAUUCUUUAUUUAUUCAUUCAAAUAAUACCCCUACCCCCACAACAACAACAACAAAUUCAUCUUCUUCUAAUGCCGCUAGUUUUCACAAUUCUUUAGUUGCUUCAUUUAAUUCCUAUAAAUGUCAAAUAGAAACACAAUUUGGAAAAACAUCAAAAUCUUUAUUACCCGAAGGGGCUUCUAUUUAUUCAAAAAUUGAUCAAAACGAAAUUAUGGGGAAAUUGCCUACAAAUGUGAUUGUUAAUAAUAAUGCUAGCAAUUCCUCCUUCCUCUCCCCUCCAUCUACAAUUAACAAUUCACCAACGGCCACAAGAGCAUUUAGAAGCCAUUCUGUUAGCGAAUUUCAAAAUUCACAAAAUGAAGGAAAUUUAAGUACUAGAAAUUCACAAAUUUCAAGUUCUUCAUCUACAAAUAGUGGAAGUGGAAGUAGCAACUUUUUUAAAAAUUCGCCUCUAGGGACUGCCGGAAAUUUAAUAAAAUCAUUACAAGUAAAUAAUCUUUAA